AUGUGUGAACUGGCAGCUAUGCGGAGAGCCUCUUCUUCUGCUGUGUUCAUAAUGAUUAGUUCAAAUUGCCUCGGAAACAGCGUCAGCAGGAAUGUUCCAGCAAAGCUGAUCAAGAAGAAUCGGCCGUCGUCUUCUGGUGGAACCGACCUGCGAAUCUCUUCACCGCACACGUUCACUCGAAAUGGAAGUAAGCUUCACACUGACGACGAUUCAACGGAAGUAGGAUGGCUCGUAGACGCAGCAGUAGCACCAAAUGAAGACGACAAACAGGAUCCGUUGUCGUCUUCUGCCGGAGAGGUGAAACUGUGUUCAACUGCAACCGGGACUAUAAUGACUUUUGAGCAGCAACGACAUGCCAGAUUCUGUACGCAAUUAGCGGUUUUCGACGAGACAGUCUGUCCAGUUGCUCCUGGUCUCAAUGACUUGACGGAACAAAGACAUCUCAACGAUGCAUCCCGUCACUACGGAAGUGAUUAUAGACAUUUCCACGAUCACGAUACCACUUUUAUUCGGAGCUCGACGGCCCUCGAACCCAGGCUGUGUUUCACAGUCAGAUCUGUCAGGAGGUUACUUGAUUCGUCGUUUCGGGUUCUAAUUCCGGUCUUUGCAGCGACAUAA
Messenger RNA from Protopolystoma xenopodis, 618 nucleotides. Lineage: Eukaryota; Metazoa; Platyhelminthes; Monogenea; Polystomatidea; Polystomatidae. The record is from the annotation of a GenBank genome assembly.